AUGGCUUGCUGUGGCACCAUCCCGCUUAUCUACUUGCAGGCCAUGGGGUACAUGUGUAGUGCAAGCUUUGGAUUCACGAUUGCCUCCAACUCCUUGUACAAUCUGUUGGCGAUCUCCUGCGGCUGGUGCCUGAGGCGGGCCCUGAAAUCAGAGGAUCUACAGCUCGCCUUCCGGAAGCUGUGUCGCUUCGUCAACGAUAUCGAGUUGGACUGGCAGUGGAAACUUCUAUCGUCGAAAGAACGUUGGCGGUAUUUUUCAGCUUGGCUGCUACUGCUCGCAUGCGGCAUUGCGACAUGCGGCCUCGAUGUCUGGAUCGUCUUGGGCACUUGUGAUGGGGCCGGUGCGAGCCCUAUCCACAGCGAGGUAGUUGUGGUUGUGGCCGUGUGCACCUUCAUCAGCUUCACCAUGGCUUCCGGAAUGGUAAUGCUUCUGGCAUACGUGCAAUCCAACCUGCUGCUUGGACUGGAUCAAAUUCUGGACUGCUGGGUGGGCGACAUCGUCAACACCGCAGACUUCAUCCCUGGGGUCCGGAGUUGGAAUUCCAUCCAGGCGUUGCUCAAAAGCGCCAGCCGAGAGUUGGCGACGAGCUUUGUGAGUCUGCAGGUCUGCGGAUCCCUAGGUCUCAUGAUCUGGCUGACUGGGAGCCUGACUUUCCUCUGGCGAAGCCAGCCAGCAGCCCUUCCUCUGGCAGUGGAGGUUGCGUCUUCCUUGCCCCUCACCUUCCUCUUCUUGGUGGCAACGCGGCUCUGUGCGCACGGCGCGGCGUUGACGGAGAAGUGCCGAAACAUGCCGGCACUUGUGAAUCAGAUCCCGGGGACUUCCGGGAGCAUCGACGUGAAUCGACAGUACCUCGUUCGGUUCAUCACCGACAGCGCGGCAGGCUUCAUCGUGAAAGGCGUGACGCUGACGCAAGCCAUUUUCCUUCGCCAGGUCUACUUUUUAGGCACCCUCUUCUCGGGGCUGCUCGGCGUCCUGAUCCGGAUCUACCUUUAA
This is a messenger RNA of Symbiodinium sp. CCMP2456, 993 nucleotides long. Lineage: Eukaryota; Dinophyceae; Suessiales; Symbiodiniaceae. The record is from the annotation of a GenBank genome assembly.